Molecule: messenger RNA, 2163 nt
Organism: Penicillium daleae
Lineage: Eukaryota; Fungi; Ascomycota; Eurotiomycetes; Eurotiales; Aspergillaceae
Product: phosphatidylinositol-3-phosphate-binding ubiquitin-protein ligase
Exons: 2
Coding region: 1-2163 (720 amino acids)
Molecular function (GO): metal ion binding
Source: RefSeq, a predicted model, not a curated record
AUGUCCGGCUCCAGCACUGCAUCUUCGGAUACCUCCAUGACAGGUCGGGUGCGGUUAGAAGACGACUUCAUCGCCAGUGCAGGCAUUUAUGAUGUGUCGGCUGCCGACCAUACCGCAAACAUGGGCCCGCCAACUGGCAGGCCGACAGGCGGAGCGGCCGUACAUAUGCCGACCUCUUCCGAGAGUGGUCCCAUGCUUGGUUCUGAACAAGAUAUCUUGAAUAACCAUGUGCACGCACGAGAUCGAAAGCGCCGGUUAACAAGCAAUGGGGAUGCUUCCAGACUUCAGCGAACUCGUUCUGGGGGUGCAAUUCGGCCGGAGGGUAACGCAAAUGCGGCAUUACCUCAUCGAUCUGUCUCCAUGAUCAUGCCGGCUUCGCGAAGCACCAAUUCAAAGGCACCAGGCUCUUCAUAUGCAACAGCGAUAGAUAUCACAUCUUCACCAUCCGAUGAUGGCCGGCAUUCAUCGAUCGAUCGCGGAGAUGCUGUGCACGGACCAUUUGCAGGAAGCUCAUCUUUUCGGAGGUUGUCGAAUCCAUUAUAUGCUGGUGAUCAUGAGCCUCUUCCAACGAGAAUCAGCUCCAGGCGGCCACUGGAUCCAAGGGCAGACAACUCAAGGCAUACAUUCUUGUCCAGCGGCGCCUCGUCCAUGUCACGUGCGCCGGAAGCAGCCGCGGAAGCGGAUAUCUUGACGAAUUCGAAUGACAAUAUAGGCCGUCGACCUCUUCCAUGGGAUCCGCAACCUCGGCGGUCUUCGCAAGGCUCAAGCCGCAGUGCCCGAUCGAGCCACAUUGAGGAGAACUUGCAUCCACAUUUUCUCGGACAGCAUGUCGGCGGCGCGUACAGGAAUCGAGGAUCUGAUACCUCUCGGUCAACAAUCAUUCCAAUACCUGGAGUCGAGGGUGACAUGUGGCGAACACAUACUAGGGCAAAUACCUUGAACUCGUCCAGUUUCACAGCGAAUGGCGAGAGAAAUAUCGAAAAUUUCGGAUGGAGACCAGAGCGCAGGGUUGCUGCGCCAGAGAGGAGGGUCUUUUCUGCGAGCAUAGGAGAAGCUUCUCGAGCCAGGGUCGAUAAUAACGACCGACGAUACGACAGAUAUCCCGAGUAUCAAGAUCUUGAUACGCCGAGAUGGCAGCCUGAUGCGGAAGUAACGAGUUGCCCGAUCUGUGGCACUGUGUUUAGUUUCUGGUAUCGGAAACACCAUUGCCGGAAGUGUGGCAGAGUUGUAUGUGCGAGCUGUUCGCCUCACUCAAUAGUCAUUCCUAGGCAGUUUAUCGUCCGCCCUCCUGAUACUCCCACCUCACAUCCUGAAUCAUCUCCUACCUCUCACACUCCCUUCGUUGACCUAACCGGCGACGAUUCUGAUCCUUUCAGCUCCUCGAUCAACCCUGCCCUUGGAGGUGGUGAGAAAGUCCGCCUCUGCAACCCCUGCGUCCCUGAUCCAAAUCCCAAUCCCCUGGGGUACGGAUCUCCGCGAGCACACGGCCAUCGAUCCACUCAUUCGUUGACCUCCUCCAUGGGAAUCAACACGUCCCGGAUUGUGCGCGAGAGCGCCCCCUCUCGCCAGGAACGACGAACCGUCGGGGCCAACGACCAGCCCGCGGUUCUGCAAGGACUCGGCCGCCCGGCCCGCAGAUCUGUCUCUGGCGCCAUGGCAAGCUUCAGUCCCAGCACGGGGGACCGAAGCCGUAUGGCUGGUACCACUUCCGCCGCAGACCUGUCUGCCGCCGUCGCCGUCGCCGUCGCCGUCGCUGCCCGGCCCCGCCCCCAAGUCUUGGAGGAGGACCUCUGCCCCGUCUGCGGACGGCAAUUCCCAGCGCUCAGCAAUGAGCAUACCCAGGACACCCGCGAAGAGCACGUCCGCGAGUGCAUCGCCGGCUAUAGCGCCCCGCCCGUCCACGCCGAACCCGAGCACGUGGACCCCCGCCAGCCUCCACCCUCGCCACGCCCGUCGCCCGCAGCCACCCGUAUGCUGCCGUUCACGGCGACUGAGAAGGACUGCCUCGCUGAGGACGGCACCGUGGCUGAAUGCCAGAUCUGCAUGGAGGAGUAUGAGGUUGGGCAGAGCCUGGCCCGCCUUAACUGCUUCUGCAAGUUCCACAAGGAGUGCAUUGUGGACUGGUUCACUCGGAAAGUGGUGUGCCCUACUCACCAGGGCUAA